Molecule: messenger RNA, 1178 nt
Organism: Brassica napus (rape)
Lineage: Eukaryota; Viridiplantae; Streptophyta; Magnoliopsida; Brassicales; Brassicaceae
Product: OVARIAN TUMOR DOMAIN-containing deubiquitinating enzyme 12
Exons: 9
Coding region: 357-1016 (219 amino acids)
Biological process (GO): protein deubiquitination
Molecular function (GO): cysteine-type deubiquitinase activity
Source: RefSeq, a predicted model, not a curated record
UUUCUGCUCUUUGGAAUCUUUAUCCUUUCCAUUUCUUUUAGAUCCGAUAGUCUCGAUGUGGCUGAUGAUUGGCUUAUUCCCAGAUCCAAUCGAUUCAUUUCAUUUCCUUUCUUCUUUCAUCAUUCUCCUUUUAUGUAACACAAAUUUCCACUUUCCUGCGCUCUCUCUCUCUCUCUGUCCAAUUUCAAGCUUUGUGUCAUCUUUUCGCAUCAUGUCUUGAUCUCUCCAAAUUUUCAUGCUUUUAAGGCCAUGUUCAUAACUUAAAUCAAUGAAAAUUUCCUUCAUAACGUGAUCCAGCUUCUUGUUGUAGGACUAGAAGGAGUUUCUCUGUUUCACCUACUACGUCACAAGAAAACAUGAUGGGAGACUCUUCGAGUUCAACCUCUUGGAGGAGUCAAACGGAUACUCAGGAUGAUCGGAUGAUUGCUCUCAUGUUAUCUGAAGAAUACACUAAACUAGAUGGUGCAGUAGGCAGACGCCUCUCCAAUCUUGCUCCCGUUCCCCAUGUUCCGCGGAUAAAUUCUUAUAUUCCCAACUUAAAUGAUGCCACCUUGGAUCACCAACGCCUUCUUCAAAGGCUAAAUGUUUAUGGUUUGUGUGAGUUGAAGGUCUCUGGUGAUGGGAACUGCCAGUUCCGAGCUCUUUCUGACCAGUUGUACCGAUCUUCAGAGUACCACAAGCAAGUUAGGGGAGAAGUUGUUAAACAGCUCAAGGACAAUCGCACUAUAUACGAAAGUUAUGUUCCGAUGAAAUACAAACGGUAUUACAAGAGGAUGGCAAAACUUGGAGAAUGGGGAGACCAUAUUACCCUACAAGCUGCGGCAGAUAGGUUUGCAGCAAAGAUAUGCCUGCUGACAUCCUUCAGAGACACUUGCUUCAUUGAAAUUAUGCCUCAAGACCAAGCACCUAAGCAGUUAUGGUUAAGUUUCUGGUCAGAGGUGCAUUAUAACUCUUUAUACGAUAAUCAAGCGGUUCCAGUUCAGCAGAAGCCAAAGAGAAAACAUUGGUUGUUCUAGAAAGCAAGCCUCUCACAUUGAUAACAUCUUCGAAUUUUAUUCUUUCAGUAUUGUGCAUAAGUCAACAGUUUCAGACGCCGUAACUCUUCCUUCAUACUUGUAUACACACGAACUAGCUUGAACUAUAACAUUUUUAAGUUAAACAAAAUAUUACCCAACGAA